This is a messenger RNA of Calidris pugnax (ruff), 2183 nucleotides long. It is a transcript of the gene SLC23A3, whose product is annotated as solute carrier family 23 member 3. NCBI's taxonomy places the organism in Eukaryota, Metazoa, Chordata, Aves, Charadriiformes, Scolopacidae. Gene Ontology annotation, biological process: transmembrane transport. The coding region runs from base 221 to 2080 and encodes 619 amino acids. Gene Ontology annotation, cellular component: membrane. Gene Ontology annotation, molecular function: transmembrane transporter activity. The record is from RefSeq and is a predicted model, not a curated record. The transcript has 12 exons.
CUGUCACCUGGCCCUUGUGGUGACAACCCAGGGUGACACUUGCAUUCCUGGCCACAAGGGCAGGUUACUCACCAACUCAAGUUAAUGGCUAACCCUGGGGCAGCUCCUGUGGAAGGUGGAAGUUCAGCUGUGCGUGGGCCGUGAGGAGCCCUUUGAGGGAGUGGGAGCCUGCCCACCCCCUCUGUGCCGUAAACUGGGAGCCGUGUGGGGAGGCAGCAGCAUGAAUGGGGGCCACCGCGGAGCGCCUGGUGCUGGGAGCCCUGCGCUCACAUCCUGCUUCCCGCAGAAGAUGUGCUCCUGGAUGCUGAGCUGUUGCUUUGCCCUGCAGCAUCUGGCCGUGCAGGCCUCCUUGCUCUGCAUCUUCCACCUCCUACUGCUGCCCACCCUGCCUGAGGAGCCACCCCAGGCCACCAGUGAGCUGCUGGCACGGAGCCUCUUUGCCUGCGGCAUCUCCACCUUGCUGCAGACCACCCUGGGGAGCCGGCUGCCUCUGGUUCAAAUCCCAUCCUUUGAGUACCUGGUCCCUGCUGUGGUGCUGAGCUCCCACCUCUCCCUUGGUGCCAGCAUGGACAGGAACGGCACCACCGUGGCUAGCACAUGCCCUGCACCACACUGUGCCAUCGCAGGGAGCCAGGCUGCCCCACUGCAAGAGGUCUCUGGAGCCGUGCUGGUCUCUGGGCUGGUUCAGCUGGUGCUGGGAGUGUCUGGAGUGUGUGGGUGGGCAGCCCAGCACUGCGGGCCCAUGGUCCUGGCCCCCAGCCUCUCCAUCAUCGGGCUGUCUGCAUACAAGGAGGCUGCUUUCUUCUGCUCCACUAAUUGGGGAAUAGCGCUGCUGCUUAUGCUCCUUGCUGUCACCUUCUCCCAACACCUACGGUCCUGCCACCUGCCCUUCUGCACCUGGCCCCAGGCCCAGGGGAGCUCCAUGGAGCUGCCUGUCCCCACCCUGCGCACAUUCUCGGUACUGCUCUCGUUUGCUGUUGUCUGUAUCAUCUGUGCCAUCCUCAGCCACCUCCACAUCCCCUGGGAAUCAUUGGACCCGGCCAUGGCACAGCUGUCCUGGGCCAACAGCACCUUCCAUGCCCCUUGGCUCCGCAUCCCCUAUGCAGGCGAGUGGGGGUGGCCGCUGUUCACCCCCCGGGCACUGGCAGUGGGCAUCGCCAUGGCCAUCGGUUGCAGCAUGAAUUCGGUGGGCUGCUACGUGCUGUGCGGGAGGCUGCUGCGAGCCCCCCGGCUGCCCUCCCACGCCUGCAACCGGGGGCUCUGCAUGGAAGGGCUGGGCAGCCUCCUGGCAGGGCUGCUGGGCACCCCGGGGGGCACCGCUGCCAGCAUCGCCAACGCCUGCGCCACCGGCCUCACACAGACUGGCUCUCGCUUCUCAGUGCAAAUAAGCGCCCUGGCAUGCGUGGUGCUGGGCUUGUCCCCGCGGCUGGCAGGGCUCCUCACCCGCAUCCCCCUGGCAGUUCACGGGGGGGUGCUCUGCGUCACCUACGCCGUGGCCGUGGGCACGGGCAUCUCCUACUUCCAGUACGCGGACAUCGACUCGGGGAGGAACAUCUUCAUUGUCGGCUUCGCCAUGUUCAUGGCGCUGCUGGUGCCGCGGUGGCUCAGCGCAUCUCCGGCUCACCUGGUCACAGGCUGGGUGCCCCUGGACCUCCUUUUCCUCUCCCUGCUCAUGAUGCCUGUCUUCUUAACUGGCUUCUUGUCAUUUUUCAUGGAGAAUACGGUCUCAGGAACCCUGGAGGAGCGAGGGCUGCUCUCUGACCUGAUGCUGCUGAAAGCUGGGGCAGGUGCUCGCCGACCCCGUGGAGAGAGGGGGGAAGCCAGCCAGGUGUAUGAGCUCCCUGCUGGACUGAGGAGGCUGCUGCCUUCCUCCUGCAAAGCCUUCCCCUGCUGCUUCCUCUGCCCAGGGAGCGAGGAAGAGGAGGAGGAGGAAGAAGAGGAGGGCAGCCAUGACCCUGAGGAGGGGACUGCUGCCCCAGGGGAAGGGACACAUCUGCUCCCCAGACCUGGCUCAGGGGAGCCACAGCCACUCAGGAGGACAAGUGAGAUGGAGAUGUCCAUAUGGCAGAGUGUGGCCUGACCCCACAGCAUGAGGACAGCUUAUGGGGGACUGGGGCUGUGCUCUCCCCACAAGGCAGCUUGCAAGCCACUUUGCUAUUUGUUUCCAAAGCCCACAUGGACUG